CUGGGUAAGAACUGAAGCCUGCAAACAUGUUCGACCAAAAUCGUUUAACGAUUAAAUAAAACAGUACAACGAAAAGGCCUGCUAGCGUGCACGCUACUUCCUUACAAGUGCGAGUUCAACUUCUGUGUUCCUGAAGUGCGACAGUCAAUUGACUUGAACGUUCAAAAAAAUAUGUGGUCGAGAAUCUGAAACAUGAUUUGCUUCAUCAUCUCCCACUGUGUCGGCGGCAGACGGUUCUAAUUCUCGAAUGACCUAAAAUGUCGCUAAUGUGAACCGCGUACAACUAACUUCCCUGUAGGCUGCUCAUUAAAGUAGCUUUUCCACCACAUGGUACCGACUACUCGACUUUUCUGGUUUUCCAUCGGGCAAAAGUUGUGGAUAGUCAGGGUUCCCACUGGAAAACCUUGAAAACUUGUAAAUGUAUAGACUAGUUUUCCAGUCAGGGAAAACACCUGGAAAAUGAGAAUUUACAAAAUGUCGUGGCAAUGUUUGUGAGGUCCUGGAAAAUUGUAGGCUAGGCCAUUAGUCAAGCUGUAUAUAGAGCAGAGAUUGCAUAUUUUUUAGUAUUUUUUUCUGUAUUUUUCUACGGUUUUCUCAUUUUUAUUAGCUGCUGAGAUUACACGGCAGCACAGUUUUGAAUGGUUAUGGUACUUGCACAUUGCCCCCCUCCUCCCGGUCCACCACCGGCUUUGGGUUACCAUUGUGCAUGUUUCAUAUCUGUAAGUCAUGGAAAUUGUCCUUAAAGUCCUGGAAAAUUAUUUCCUAAAAUGAGUGGAACCCUGAUAGUACCUGGUAUCUGGUACUUUUUUUUUGUAUCACCUCCGUUGAGGUUCUAAGCGAGCUGAAGCGAUACCAAAAGGUGACGUGAAAACACUGCAGACCACUGAUUGGUCAGAGAGAAUCGUCACCAGAAUCAUCACUGCUUCAUUGCGUCAUCAUUGCGCGACACGGGGACAUCCUGAAUAAACCCGCCAUUUUUAAAUAGCCAAGCUACUAUUAUUUAUUUGUUUAUUAAAUUUACUCACUGGACUGAAAGAUUAAAUGGCAGCCCGCAGAAACACGCCGUGGUCAAUUGAGGAGGUGCAGACGUUCCUCUCUUUGGUUGCCGACGAAAGGAUCCAGCGAGAGCUGGAAGGACCAACGCGUAACGAUAAGGUCUACAAAGAAGUCUCUGAACUGUUGGCCGCACAGGGCUACCGAAAGACACCCCAACAGUGUAGGGAAAAGUUAAAAAAACUUAAAAGUUAUUACAGAUCUGUCAAGGACCAUAACGGCCGGAGUGGUUCGUACAAUAAGAGUUGGAAGUGGUUCGGUAAAAUGGACGCUAUAUAUGGCCAUAAACCGGCGAGCAAUGGGAGGGAGGGCAGCCUCGACUCGCCCACGCCUUCGUUGGAGCCCCCGAUGGAGGAUGAUUACGUUUCGAUAAGCGAGGAGGGUUCAGUGACCCCCGAUGAAGCCCCGUUGGAACUGGCAGCAGCGUCGACACCGGCACCAGAAGCAGCACCACCGACGCCGGCAGCCUCCAGCGCCAACAUGACGCCGCAGCGUGUAUUCACAGGCAAGAGGAAACGGCAACGGGAACGGGAACAGGAGCAUGUGACUGUCCUGAGGGAGAUGCUGGCGGCAGAUGUGGAGCAGCAGGAGCUGACCCGGGCACAGCGAGAGCGCCACCACCAGAUGGCCCUCGAGGACGCGGUGCGGGCGAGGGAGCAGGACGCGGCCUUGAGGAGGGAGGAGAACGCUCAAACCGCAGCUUUUAAUCAGGCCUUCCUCAGUACGCUGAGCCAGCUUGUGCAGGCGUUGAGUGACCGGCGUGACCCGGUUCCUCCGCCCCUGGACUAGACCGGGUUCCUCCACCCCCGGACUAGACCCAUUUCCUCCGCCCCUGGACUAG
Molecule: messenger RNA, 1894 nt
Organism: Anguilla rostrata (American eel)
Lineage: Eukaryota; Metazoa; Chordata; Actinopteri; Anguilliformes; Anguillidae
Product: zinc finger and SCAN domain-containing protein 29-like
Exons: 3
Coding region: 1042-1842 (266 amino acids)
Source: RefSeq, a predicted model, not a curated record